AUCGCGCUAUAAAUAUUGUUCUGAUUUCGAUUUUCGAAUUAUUUCGGUUUUAUUAUUGUGUAUAGCUUUAAAAAUAAUGACGUUUGAAUGUGGUGUAUUUGAGAAUAUCGUCUUUUUGUCCUCAUGAGUCGUUGUAAAAGUGGAAUCUGUCCAUUUUCGAGAAAUUCGACGAGGAUGUAUCAAGUGAGCUGAGGUGAGGCAAAGCCAAAUCUCUCGUAUCUGGGAGGUUCCAGUUUUUAUUGACAGAUUCUCCGAGGUUCGGCUGCCGUCACACAAUUGCGUCUCGAAAGUGAUUUUUCUCGAUUUUCAGCCAGAUUUCGGACCCGCGAUCGAGCCAGGCGGCUUUUCACCGGCUCCCCAGCUUGGAAUGGUCGCCUCCGGCUUCGGCCCGAUGAGAAACGAACGAUUCGAGUGAAUAUGGGCGGACUCGACCCUGGCAGGCGCACCGAGGAUCGCUGAGAGCCAACCGAGCCGAAAGAGACUCUUGAACGAAUCCGACUCGAGACUCGUGACAUUUUUCAAAACCGGCCCAACAUCAAAAUGAGCGUUAUUCAAGGCAGUCUCAGCAAAUUGAAGAAGAAACACUUCAGAGUCAAACACCAGAAAGUCAAAUUAUUUCGGGCCAACGAGCCGAUCCUCUCCGUAUUUAUGUGGGGCGUUAACCAUACCAUUAAUGAACUGAGUCAUGUUACAAUACCAGUCAUGCUUUUGCCUGAUGACUUCCGGGCUUACUCUAAACUCAAAGUCGACAACCACUUGUUUAACAAGGAAAACAUGCCGAGUCAUUUCAAAAUCAAAGAGUACUGCCCGCUUGUCUUCAGGAAUUUGAGGGAGAGAUUUGGAAUCGAUGAUCUCGAUUUUAAAGAAUCAAUGACAAGGUCACAACCUGUUGUCAUGGAUAAUCCAGGGAAGUCAGGGGCAAAGUUCUACCAUUCAUACGACCGUCUUUUUGUCAUCAAGACACUUACCAGUGAGGAAGUUGAACGCAUGCAUUCAUUUCUUAAACAAUACCACCCUUAUAUUGUUGAAAGGCAUGGGAAAACACUGCUGCCUCAGUACCUCGGGAUGUACAGAUUGACAGUUGAUGGUGUUGAACAUUAUAUGGUAGCCAUGAGAAAUGUCUUCAGCAAUCAUCUUGCUACACAUAGAAAGUUUGAUCUCAAAGGCUCUACUGUGGACCGAGAAGCUUCAGACCGUGAACGUGAGAAAGAUCUUCCAACCUACAAAGACAACGAUUUCGUGAAAGAGGGAACUAAAAUUUACAUAGGAGAAGAAGCCAAAGAAAAACUAUUAGAAACAUUAAACGCCGAUGUUGAUUUUCUGACAAAACUCAACUUGAUGGAUUACUCGCUCCUGCUCGGGAUUCAUGACUGCAGCAGAGGUGAAUCUGAAGGUUAUGACAUUGAGGACGUCGAGGGCGGAGGAGGAGGCGGUGAAGAGGACGAAGACAGUGAGGGAGGAGGUGGAUGGUGUGGCACACCACCUGAUUCUCCCUUACAACUAUGUUGUACCCCAAGCCUCCAGUAUGAAGGGAUUGUCCCAGAACUCGAUAUUUAUGCCAUACCAAGCUCUGAAAAUGCUCCCGUUAAAGAGAUUUAUUUCUUGGCACUCAUCGAUGUUCUGACCCAUUAUGGUGUGAAAAAGCAAGCAGCAAAGGCAGCCAAAACAGUCAAGUACGGAGCUAACGUCGACGGGAUUUCAACAUGUGAUCCAGAGCAAUACGGGAAACGGUUUAUCGAGUUUCUGAGCAAGGCCAUCGAAUAAAUUUCCAGCUUUCUUUGUUUCUUUCAUUUUGUGGGUCAUGCCGCCGACCAUUCUCUUUGUCUAUUCUUUAAAAAGAAGAAAAAAAAAUUGUUUAAAUCAUACCAUUAACGCACAUUUCAUACUUUUCAUUGCUUUUAUCUAAUUUUAAUAUAGUUAUAUACUUGAAUAGUUACACGUUUAAAAUAUAUAUGCUAAAUUUGUUUUCAUCUACCUCAGUUGUCUACCUUCUUUUGGUGAAAACACAAUUAUGUUACAGUACAUGCUCAUCAUGUAAGCCAAAUUUGCCCUUUCAUUCUUAUUCUUAGUAUAAAGGAAGAUCAUGGCUUAAAAGCCAUUUUUUGUGAUAUAGAUAUUUUCUUUCUUAAAAAUUAUGUAUCCAUAAAUUUGAUUUGAGACCAAAAUGGUUGGAUUUGAUCCUUCUUAAUUCAAAAUUUUCCCUUAUUCAUAACUUUAAGUAGUGCAAAAACAAAUGUAAAAGUUUAUUGUGCAUUGUUUAUUCUCAUGUUUUAUUUUAUUUUUUUAAUUUCUGUGAUCAUUGUUAUGUAUAAAUAUUUCUUAGGACAGUAUCCAUUCUUAAUUUAAAAUAUUGAAGAACCUUUAUACUAUAAGUGCAUUUUUUAAAUUAAGGACUUGAUGUUGAAUUGAAACUCGAGAGAUUAUGUGCACAAUUUUUUUACUCGCAUUUUUCCAUGCAAAGCUUUUUAUUACUGGAGCUUUCUAAAAUAAAUUCAAAGAACUUGUAGAAGAACGAUUGAAUUUCAUAAAGUAACUGGACGAGUGGAGACUUUCUUAAAUGGAAGCCAAGAUGAGAAAAUGGAGAUCUAUUUUCUCUGUAAAGACUGAUUAGGAAUUUGCAGUUUUACAAUUGUCGGAUAGUCUGAUCGAUUAGAAAAAUGCACCAUAGUGUUAAAAAAAAAAAA
This is a messenger RNA of Cimex lectularius (bed bug), 2684 nucleotides long. It is a transcript of the gene PIP4K, whose product is annotated as phosphatidylinositol 5-phosphate 4-kinase type-2 alpha. Gene Ontology annotation, molecular function: phosphatidylinositol kinase activity. The transcript is spliced from 8 exons. The record is from RefSeq and is a predicted model, not a curated record. Bases 541 to 1764 code for a protein of 407 amino acids. Gene Ontology annotation, biological process: phosphatidylinositol metabolic process. Lineage: Eukaryota; Metazoa; Arthropoda; Insecta; Hemiptera; Cimicidae.